AUGUCAACCGCUAACCUCCGUCCCGUUGAAGGAUACGACAAACUCGCCGCGUUCAUAGAAGCCGACCCGGGCCUAGCGAUUUUCCGACGUUUCACAAAGCUCAAUUUUAAAAGUAUUCUCUAUUACCAAGCAGAGAUAGCGAACCUCGAAGAGGAGCUCGACUUUCUCAUUCAGGAUGACAAGGACUCACAGGACGAGAAGAAGCAGCUGUAUCCCUUCUCCGUACGGGACCUAAAAGAGGGAAAUCCUACGCAAUGGUCGAAAUUUCAAGAAGCGCGGGAUUUGAUGGAAAAGUUUAACCAUGCUAUCAUUCAACAACGGGAGCUCAUGCGCCUCAGCACGCCAGAUAAAUGUGACCUGAACGUGCUUCGAGAGUGGCUUGACCGGCCUGAAGGCGGAAAUAUGUUCUUCGAAACAGCCGCCGAGAUGGACGUCUACCACAAACGGAACGAUGGUGACAUGAUCGCCCUUUUUAGCAGACAUGAAGGUGUCGAUAAUCUCACUCGACUGAUCUUCAAUCGAGUCGUCCCCUGGUUUCAUAAGCGCUGGGGUGAGAAAUAUGAAGUAAGGGCUUUUCUUGGGUUAUGUCUUCCAUCAGAGAGCUAA
Messenger RNA from Aspergillus luchuensis, 606 nucleotides. RefSeq lists its product as uncharacterized. The record is from RefSeq and is a predicted model, not a curated record. The coding region runs from base 1 to 606 and encodes 201 amino acids. NCBI's taxonomy places the organism in Eukaryota, Fungi, Ascomycota, Eurotiomycetes, Eurotiales, Aspergillaceae. The transcript is spliced from 2 exons.